This is a messenger RNA of Diospyros lotus (date-plum), 3351 nucleotides long. RefSeq names its product lysine-specific demethylase JMJ21. Gene Ontology annotation, molecular function: protein binding. The coding region runs from base 214 to 3150 and encodes 978 amino acids. The record is from RefSeq and is a predicted model, not a curated record. The transcript is spliced from 16 exons. Lineage: Eukaryota; Viridiplantae; Streptophyta; Magnoliopsida; Ericales; Ebenaceae. Gene Ontology annotation, cellular component: cytoplasm.
ACAAGGAAAACGAGAUAAACUGCACGCGCCCUGGCCACGCGGUAUAGCCGCUGAGGCGGCUAGACGCGGUGGCGUAACUUCUACGGGGAUGGCGCGCUAGUGGCGACGUUUCCGCGUUGCGCUUUCUCUCUCGUUCGCUCUGUAGUAGACGCACAGAGGAUCGAGGACGAAUCGAGUUGUGAGGGAGAUCUCUCUCGGAUCGCAAGGCUAUCAAUGGAGGUGGUGGAGCAUCCGGAAACACGAAUUCUUCCUAGAGACCGAAGGCCGGACGCUCUCGGUGACCUUCGCGUGUUUCCAGAUGAAAUCAUAUGUGCUAUAUUGACGAAUCUCACUCCUCGCGACGUCGCUCGCCUUUCUUGCGUUAGCAGUGUGAUGUACAUCCUAUGCAAUGAAGAACCACUUUGGAUGAGUCUAUGUCUUAAUAACGUGAACGGCCAACUUCAGUACAAAGGCUCCUGGAAGAAAACUGCACUCUCUCAAUUGAAUUUGCCAAAUGAUAUUCAAGAAACAUGCACAAAAACAAUUUACUUUGAUGGAUUCAGCUCUUUAUUUCUGCUUAGAAGACAUUACCGUUGUUAUACCACCUUGGCUGGAUUCUCUUUUGACAAUGGAAAUGUGGAAAGAAAGAAUUACCUCUCAUUAGAAGACUUCCAUCAAGAGUUUGAUGGAAAAAAACCAGUUUUGCUUUCAGGUUUGGCAGAUACUUGGCCAGCAACACAUAAAUGGAAAAUAGACCAACUAUUGCUCAACUAUGGAGAUACAUACUUUAAGAUCUCUCAAAGCAGUGCUCGGAAAAUUUCUAUGAAAUUUAAGGAUUAUGUUUCAUACAUGGAAAUUCAGCAUGAUGAGGAUCCACUCUAUAUUUUUGAUGAAAAGUUUGGAGAAGUUGCUCCAGGUUUAUUGAAGGAUUACAGCGUGCCUCACCUGUUCAAAGAAGAUUUUUUUGAUGUACUAGAAAGAGACAAGCGACCUGCUUUCCGGUGGCUUGUUAUUGGGCCAGAGAGGUCUGGUGCCUCUUGGCAUGUUGAUCCUGCUCUUACCAGUGCCUGGAAUACUCUUCUUUGUGGUCGUAAAAGGUGGGCGUUGUAUCCUCCAGGAAGAGUACCUUUAGGUGUGACAGUGCAUGUAAAUGAAGAAGACGGGGAUGUCAACAUUGAGACUCCAUCAUCACUUCAGUGGUGGCUAGAUUUUUAUCCACUUCUUGCUAAUGAAGAUAAGCCAAUUGAAUGUACCCAACUGCCGGGUGAGACAAUAUUUGUUCCAAGUGGGUGGUGGCAUUGUGUUUUAAAUCUGGAAGCCACUGUUGCUGUCACUCAGAAUUUUGUGAACUCCAAAAACUUUGAAUUUGUUUGCCUGGAUAUGGCUCCUGGUUAUAGACACAAGGGAGUCUGUCGUGCCGGACUGCUUGCUCUUGAUGAAGGCAGUUUAGCAGAGGCCAAUACAUUGCUGACUGAGGAUGGUUUGAGCGUGUCUGACCAGACAUGCAGACAGAAAAGGAUUAAAAUUUCUGAACCUUCAGAAGAGACAACUUGCAAAAUUCCUGCAAAUCAGACCUCUAUAAAUCAUAAAUUCCAUGAUCAAGAAUUUUGUUAUGAUGUAAAUUUCUUAGAGAUGUUUUUGGAUAAAGGGAGGGACCAUUACAAUUCUCUUUGGAGUUCAAGUAACUGCAUAGGACCUAGAGAAAUGAGAGAAUGGUUGUGGAAACUUUGGCUUGCAAAACCAGGACUGAGAGACCUAAUAUGGAAGGGAGCGUGCAUUGCACUGAAUGCUGAUAAAUGGGCUGAAUGCGCUAGAGAAAUUUGUUCCUUCCACGAGUUGCCAUUCCCCACUGAGGAUGAGAGACUUCCUGUUGGCACGGGUAGCAAUCCUGUUUACCUCAUUGCUGACCAUGUAGUUAAACUCUAUGUUGAAGGAGGGUUGGAAGCUUCUCUUCAUGCUUUAGGCUCUGAGCUUGAGUUUUACAGUCUACUGUGCAAGGUUGAUUCCCCUUUGCAAAAACACAUUCCUGGUGUUUUAGCAAGCGGAAUUGUCUUUUUUGAAAAUGGAUCGUAUAAUAUUUUACCUUGGGAUGGCAGAGGAGUUCCCAGUGUAAUUACAGCCUGUAAUUUAAUUCCCGAAAAUUGUUCAGAAGUUGACUUUCAAUUUGGUAUAUGGAGUAAAAGACAUUUUGAAUAUAGAAAUGCUGGGAAGUCAGCAAAUGAUUCAUUCAGUUCUUCCAAAUGCUCAAGGAUAUGGCCAUAUAUUGUAACAAAGAGAUGUAAAGGGAAAAUAUUUGCUGAUAUAAGAGAUAAUAUCUCAUGGGAAGAUAAUCUAAAUUUAGCUUCCUUUUUGGGUGAGCAAGUGCGCAACCUUCAUCUUUUGCCUGUCCCAUCCCUAGAUGCUUCAAGACUUGCCAAUUUUGAGGAGAAAAUGGAGUACCCUUGUGGUGAUGGUUUGCUGGAAGUUGUCACCUACAAGCUUAGUGUAUUGGUAGAGUGGGAUUUUUUCAUUAAAACUUUAAUGAGAAGGAAAAAGGAUGUCUCUAGCCGUUUGACUAAAUGGGGCGAUCCAAUUCCUAGCUUUCUGAUAGAAAAAGUUGACGAGUACAUUCCUGAUGAUUUUGCACAGUUUCUGAGUUCUUCUGAGAACGGAGAAAUUGAUAAACCUUGCUCCUGGAUACACUCUGAUAUAAUGGAUGACAAUAUUCACAUGGAACCAUGUUGUACUGGUUCUUGCUCAACAGAGCAUAGCUCAGAUGCUGACCUGAUGCACAAUGGUUAUGCAAAUGGCCAUCAUGGCAGUAGAGAGCAGACAUCAUGGCGUCCUGGUCACAUCCUUGAUUUUAGUGGUUUAUCUAUAGGUGACCCUAUUUGCGAUCUGAUUCCAAUACAUAUAGAUGUCUUUAGAGGAGAUCCACAUCUUCUGAAGGAGUUUCUGGAAAGCUAUAGACUACCACUGGGAAGAAAAGCUUUGCAUCAAAAACCUGCUGAGGAUGGCAGCAAGCUUGGACGUCGUCUCUCAUACAUAACCAUGUGCUACUGUAUCUUGCACGAAGAGAAUAUAUUGGGAGCUAUUUUCAGUAUGUGGAAGGAACUGCGGUCAGCAAAGUCAUGGGAGGAGGUCGAGAUAGCAGUGUGGGGAGAUCUGAACGAGUACUCGGGUUUCAGUUGAUCAGUCUCUCUCUACCUUUGCUUUUGUUCUUGAAGCAUCAAACACAAUUGGCAGAUAUCAAUAGUUUGUUGUAGCUUUUAUCUAUUUAGACAAAAAUAGCGUCAGAAAUCAAUCAAUAGCUUUCCAAUUAGUCAUGGUAACUGUAAGCAUCAUCCCAACUCUAGCCGUGAUGAGUUGCUCUAAUUUUGUUUGUGUUAUCUA